CUUGAGUGGCCCAUUUGCACUCAUGCUUGCAGCCGAGGAGGGAUGUAAGGAACGGGCCAUCCACCGCCCUCACAUUGCACGGAGUAGCGGCGUGAUUCAGGUCGCUAUCUGAGUGCCAAUAAGAAAAGAAACUACUUUCGAGAUGUGAAUUAUCGAGAUUUGCUACUCAUUCCACCGGCUCGCCUGUCCUAUGCUAUCGACAACGGGAUUUCAAGAGGAAAAUGAUUGUGGCAUAAACUAUUUCUGGAGACGCUUGGCACAGAUAUCGCCGCUGAACUGGACAGGGUGGAUGGUUAUUUCCCAAACAGUUCAAGCUUAUGUAUACUGCAUUCGUUUGUUGGAAUCGCUGCCUAAUAUCUUCGAGAACAGCGCAAGAGGAAUGCUGGUCCAAGAUCUAAUGCCAUUUACUUUAAGUUUUUGGCCUUUUUUCUUCGGUCAUUGCCUUCUCUCACUGUUUUUACUCUCAUGCCAGGGAGAACUCCAGAGGUCAUGCUCACAGACUGUGGCGGAGAAAGUUAGUGAACAGUGCCAGUUGGCAUGCCACUGUAAAAGAUACCCUCCCCUUCCUCCUCCACCGCCUCCACCGCCUCCCCCGCGGCUACUGGGCACCACAGUGGCAGAGCCCAUGGUGCCCUCGUUGAGGCCAUGGUGGAUGGAGAUGGACAUCGUAGUGCUUGGAACGGUGGGCUGUGCCUCAGUUGUCUUCCUGCUCUCAGCCAUCAUCAUCUGCUACAAGGCCAUUAAGAGGAAACCACUACGAAAAGAAGAGAAUGGGACAAGUCGUGGGGAAUAUGCCAUGAGCAUCCGUAACAAGAAGGCCAUGGAGGGGCUUAGCCCAUCGCUAUAG
Messenger RNA from Anoplopoma fimbria (sablefish), 847 nucleotides. RefSeq names its product proline rich membrane anchor 1 (gene prima1). The record is from RefSeq and is a predicted model, not a curated record. The coding region runs from base 191 to 847 and encodes 218 amino acids. The transcript is spliced from 5 exons. NCBI's taxonomy places the organism in Eukaryota, Metazoa, Chordata, Actinopteri, Perciformes, Anoplopomatidae.